Molecule: messenger RNA, 3988 nt
Organism: Motacilla alba alba
Lineage: Eukaryota; Metazoa; Chordata; Aves; Passeriformes; Motacillidae
Gene: MAPRE2
Product: microtubule associated protein RP/EB family member 2
Exons: 8
Coding region: 95-1087 (330 amino acids)
Biological process (GO): regulation of microtubule polymerization or depolymerization; protein localization to microtubule plus-end; spindle assembly
Cellular component (GO): microtubule plus-end; cytoplasmic microtubule; microtubule organizing center
Molecular function (GO): microtubule plus-end binding
Source: RefSeq, a predicted model, not a curated record
UCAUUUAAUUGGUUUUUAUCUUAAAACUACUAACCUUUUAUCUUAAAACUACUAUAUUUUUAUCUUAAAACUACUAAAUACUACUAAUCCUACCAUGUCAAGGCUUCUUAAAGGUUCCUGUACUGGAGAUACUCCUCUAAAUGAACCUUUGAGACAGCAAGGAAAGUGCCAAAUUGCUGCAAGGAACAAUUCAAGCCGGCAACCAGGGAAAGUGUUUGGAUGCUCAAAUUGGGGAAUGGCGGUCAACGUGUACUCUACCUCUAUAACCCAGGAGACUAUGAGCAGACAUGACAUCAUUGCAUGGGUUAAUGAUAUAUUAGCUUUAAACUACACAAAAGUUGAACAACUCUGUUCAGGAGCAGCUUACUGCCAGUUCAUGGACAUGUUGUUCCCAGGGUGCAUUAGCUUGAAGAAAGUAAAGUUUCAAGCAAAGCUGGAGCAUGAGUACAUUCACAACUUCAAACUUCUGCAGGCAUCAUUUAAAAGAAUGAAUGUGGAUAAGGUAAUUCCUGUGGAAAAACUGGUCAAAGGGCGCUUCCAAGACAACUUAGAUUUCAUUCAAUGGUUUAAGAAGUUCUUUGAUGCUAACUAUGAUGGGAAGGAGUAUGAUCCUGUGGAAGCUCGACAAGGCCAAGAUGCUCUUCCACCACCAGAUCCUGGUGAACAGAUCUUUAACCUGCCCAAAAAGUCUCACCAUGCAAACUCUCCAACUGCAGGUGCUGCUAAAUCCAGUCCAGCUUCUAAACCAGGAUCAACACCUUCUCGUCCAUCUUCAGCAAAAAAAGCUACACCAAGCAGCUCAGCAUCCAAAUCAGAUAAAGAUUUGGAAACUCAAGUCAUACAGCUCAGUGAACAGGUACAUUCAUUAAAACUUGCACUUGAAGGCGUGGAGAAGGAAAGGGAUUUCUACUUUGGCAAAUUAAGGGAGAUUGAACUUCUCUGCCAAGAACACGGGGGAGAGAAUAAUGACCUUGUCAAUCGGCUAAUGGAAGUCCUUUAUGCUUCAGAUGAACACGAGAGCCACACAGAUGAGCAUGAAGGUGAAGAGCAAGUCCAUGAACAGCCCCAGCAGCAGGAUGAGUACUGACUCAUGCAGCAUCUCUGACAAUUUUCGUUUUGUGUGAGAACUUUCUUCUGGAGAAUGGAACAUGUGCGGCCUCAAACUUGAAAUCAGUUCACUCCCAGUCUGCCAUUAACAUUUAUGUACCAUAGUGAGUGCCAGCCAACCACUGCAUUCUGUACCAAUACUUUGCCAAGAUGCAUUUGCAGGCGUCUUCUUUCAGUGUAUCUUCCCAAGAGGUUGUAGGGCUACAUCACCUACUGUACAUCACUGCAACGUCACCACUUGGCUGCUUGAGAUUUGUUCUGCUCUUUAAAAUAUAUAUAUAUUUAUUUUUUUUUCUUUUUCGUCUUAAGUAUGAUACACUUGUAACUUGUUCUAACAUAUUUAUAUUGGCAUUUUGUGUGGCAAGGAGUUCUGUACCACUAGCUGUGUCUCUCACUUUGUGGUGCUUUUGCAUUUUCUAGUACAUCUGCCUUGGGGCAUCAAUUUGGCCUACCAGUUGAAAUAAAGGGAUACAGUGGAUGUCAUACUCAAGCCAUAACGAUGAGGUUGUAUUGUGGAGGAAAACGCUUGUGUUGCUCACAUUUAUUCCUUUCCUGCCUUUACAAAUGGAAGGCAGAGCAUCUGUUUCACGGGGAGAUUUAAACCCCUGUGUUAGGAAGCUUGUUAGAAGGCUGCAUGGUAUGUUUUUUGGCUGAUUUCUGGAGGAACAGACACCCACUUAAGCUUUUUGAAAACCCUCCCAGUUUCCUAACUAGUCAAUAGACAUUUCCCAGCUUUUCUUCCUUUCUGAGGAAUCCAGUCCCAGCCUCCAGCCACAGCUCUACCUCUGCAGAGCUCAGUGCUGAGGGAGGAGAGAAAUCUCCUUGACACAAGUGUAGCUGCAGGACACAGUCUGUACCAUCAUUGUUGGCUUCCCUCUUCUCAGAAAAGGAGAAAGUAGGCCAGCCAUUUCUUUCCACUUUCCUUCCCCCUUCCGCUGCCCCAGCCAUACAAGUAUAGAAGACAGAAAUUUGGUCACUAGUGCAAAGUAUGGGGGGAAACAGCAGCAGCACUGGCCCCAAACUGUACCCCAAACUCCCCUGUAGGUGGAUGGUGGACACUUCACAAGUUUAAGGCUGCUUCUAAAGCAUGGAGAAGCAGUGAGGCGUCCUCCUGGAGACAGGGCACACAUUAGAAGGAGACCAUCUAACUGAGGGCAGAGAGCUGGUUCUGCUCUUGGCUGACCUUCCUCCUUCAAGGCCAGUAUGGUGCAGAACCUCGUGUGCACUGGAGAUGUCUGCAGUGGGAGUGUUCCCUUCCAGUGUGGUCCCAUGGCCCUGUUCUACAUGAUGGUAUUUUAUAAGGAGAGGUAUCUUGAAGUAUAAAAAGCAUUCCUUGUUUUUCUCCUACCACUGCUCAUUGUAGUCUCUCUGGUUAUUUAAUGCCUGGUAUUCUUGGUCUCUCACUUCAUUUUCUGAGUUCUGGUUUGUUGUGCUGAUUUAGCAGGUACGUGGAAGUCCCAUCCCAAUUGGCAUUCACUGAAAAACUCCACAGCCUAUUGGACAGCUAAAUCAUUUCAGAUGUCCAUAGGCUUCUAAAGUGUUAGGUCCCCAGCUAUGCUUCCAUAGAAGGGUUUCCAAUACAUCAGCCCCUAGGCACACACACAUGCACAUGCAGUUUUCCAUUCCUAAUCAAUCUUCUGCAGCUAAGUGGCUCUUAGUUAAAUGUGAGAACCCUGCUGUUGUGUUGCACCACCAAUAUAUAAAAUGCUGUUGAACACCAGAACAGGUAUUUCCAGUUCCUUGAUCCUUCCCCUGCACAGCAGAAAAGUUUCUGGACCCUGCAGGCUGAAGUUUUCCCAGCCCUGCACCCAGUAUUGACCUCACAUCCUACCCAGUGAUGAAAUCAAAGUACUGCAACCUGCAGGCCAGCGCUUUCCUCUCCCAUCUCAAUUGGUUACAAAUAAGGUCUGGUUUAUAAAAUUGUGGUUUUUCCAAAAUAAUUAUUUCCAAGAAUCACCACAAAUGGGGGAAUUGUCAUUUUUGUUGUAUUUGUGUUUAUUAGAACAUAUGUACUUAUUACAAUUGUCAUUGUAAUAAACAGUAGUUCUUCAUAAUACUGUUGAAGAGCAGUUACUGAUUUUUUUUCCAGACUCCAGAAUGUCCUUUAACCUUUAUGGGAUCUCUGUAUGGGGCAAGGAGUUUGGGAUCAGGCUAUAAACUUAAUUUCAUCAGCACAUCUCUGCUUACUGGAGUUCAUCCUUCUGCCAAUACUUGAGCAGGUACAUGGAGAGCACUUCAAGGGAAAACAUUUUUCUGAAGGUGCAAAUGGUUGGGGUUGCUGAACUCUCCAGACAGUUCACAGCCAGGCUGUUGUGCCUCUCUUCUUUCCUCUCUUUUGAAGCACAUAUGAAAAAAAAAAUUUAAAAAGCUGAACUUCGUUUCCUGAAAAUUCCUUGCAUCCUGUUUCUGAUCUGAGGACCAUAGCCUUCUCACUGCUUGUAUCAAGGGGGGAGUGACUGAUGUAGGGAGCCAGGGCAGUGAAAUUCUUUGGGGGCACCAGAAAUGUGGCUGUGCUGAGGGGAGAGCAGUGUUCUGAAGGGGAAAAAAUUGUCCUUCCCCCCCACCCCUCCACCCCCUGUGAGUAACCCAUUCUUCUGUUAUGGUUUUAAUAUGCAUUUGUAAUUACCUUUACUAAAUAGCACACCAUAAAGCUUUGGUUAUAUAUUAAAUGUAAACUGAAAGGAAUGUAAACAUAUGUAUUGUUAAUUAUAAAUAGAUAAGUAAUGGCAUAAUAGAUACAAAAAAGUCUUAUUCAGAUGUAUCAGUCAUUUUACAUUAUCCACAAACUGUCGCAUGAUAGAGUAGAUUUUUGUCUGAAUAUGUGAAUAACUUGACUUGCGUUUAUCUUUUUACAUAUUUAAUAAAAAAAUAUAUGUUAAAA